Molecule: messenger RNA, 539 nt
Organism: Drosophila mauritiana
Lineage: Eukaryota; Metazoa; Arthropoda; Insecta; Diptera; Drosophilidae
Product: dynein light chain roadblock-type 1
Exons: 2
Coding region: 64-456 (130 amino acids)
Biological process (GO): microtubule-based movement
Cellular component (GO): cytoplasm; centrosome; cytoplasmic dynein complex
Molecular function (GO): dynein intermediate chain binding
Source: RefSeq, a predicted model, not a curated record
GUUGGCUGGGUAGAGGACACUACUACUACUACUCACCACUAGUUACAUUUGUGAAGCCCGAAAAUGUCCAGAAGUUCGAGGCUGUCGGUAACUGAAAAUCAGCGCAAAUCCACUCAAGUGGUAAAGAAGGCAGUUACUCGCAGUCGAUCCUACGAUGGAGAUGCGUUCGUCAAUCUCUUCGCCCAUCGCGGAGCCCGAGACAUCAUUAUCUUGGAUAGCCAUGGAGUGCCGCUCCGAUCCACCUGCAGUCAGAGACGCACCUUCCUGUUCGUCUCCAACCUGAAGCCGCUGCUCUUCAUGGCCCGCAAUGUGGUCAGGGAUCUGGACCCCUCGAACGACAUAACCUUCAUGCGGAUUCGCUCCAAUAUGGGCGAAAUCCACAUGACCCUGGGCACGGACUUCAUUUUGAUCGUUGUGCAGAAGCUGAGGAGGCUCAGGAGCAGCUCGGCACCAUAAAACAUUUCCAGUCGUUGUGCGUGUGUGUGCGGAUGUUAAUUCUAGUUUACCCAUAUUCCACCUAAAUUAAAUUCCAUGCAAUU